Prinia subflava (tawny-flanked prinia) is the source of this 1294-nucleotide messenger RNA. RefSeq names its product axoneme-associated protein mst101(2)-like. The transcript is spliced from 2 exons. Bases 44 to 1294 code for a protein of 416 amino acids. NCBI's taxonomy places the organism in Eukaryota, Metazoa, Chordata, Aves, Passeriformes, Cisticolidae. The record is from RefSeq and is a predicted model, not a curated record.
UUAAUUUUUAUUUCCCCCCAGGCCCUCCCGUUCUCCCGCCGAGAUGUCUCUGAACCAGACCCAGAUCAAGCAGGAGCUGACGCUGCCCCCAGGCCUGGCUAAACCCGGCCUAAAGCCGAGCCCAGAGCUCAUCCCGAGCCUUCCUCAGCAUUCCCAAAUCCCGGGAAAAGGGGAGGAGGCCAAGGACAUCCCGGUUCCCGUUUCCGUUCCCUGCUGUGCCCAGGAAAAACAGGAAUGCAAGGAAAUCCCGGAAAAACAGGAAUGUAAGGAAAUCCCAGUGAGCAUCCAGGAAAAACAGGAAUGCAAGGAAAUCCCGGAAAAAGGGGAAUGCAAGGAAAUCCCAGUGAGCAUCCAGGAAAAACAGGAAUGCAAGGAAAUCCCGGUGUGUAUCCCGGAAAAACAGGAAUGCAAGGAAAUCCUGGAAAAACAGGAAUGCCAGGAAAUCCCGGUGUCCAUCCCUGAUCCACAGCCUGACCCUGUCCCGUGUUCCCAGGAGAAGCAGCAGUGCCGGGAAAUCCCCGUGUCCAUCCCGGAAAAAAAACAGGAAUGCCAGGAAAUCCCAGUGUGCAUCCAGGAAAAACAGGAAUGCCAGGAAAUCCUGGAAAAAGGGGAAUGCAAGGAAAUCCCUGUGCCCAUCCCGGUUCCGUGCCCUGAACCCAUUCCCUGUGCCCAGGAAAAGCAGGAAUGCCAGGAAAUCCCGGUGAGCAUCCAGGAGAAACUGGAAUACAAGAAAAUCCCGGAAAAAUGGGAAUGCAAAGAAAUCCCGGAAAAAGGGGAAUGCAAGGAGAUCCCGGUGUCCAUCCCAGAAAAACAGGAGUGCAAGGAAAUCCCGGAAAAACAGGAAUGCAAGGAAAUCCCGGAAAAACAGCAGGAAUGCCAGGAAAUCCCAGAAAAACAGGAAUGCCAGGAAAUCCCAGUGUCUGUCCAGGAGAAACAGGAAUACCAGGAAAUCCCGGAAAAAUGGGAAUGCAAGGAAAUCCCGGAAAACCAGGAAUGCAAGGAAAUCCCAGUGAGCAUCCCAGAAAAACAGGAAUGCCAGGAAAUCCUGGAAAAGCAGGAAUUCCAGGAAAAGCAGGAAUUCCAGGAAAUCCCAUGUUCCCAGAAAAAGCAGGAAUUCCAGGAAAAGCAGGAAUUCCAGGAAAUCCUGGUGCCACCUCCGUGUUCCCAGAAAAAGCAGGAAUUCCAGGAAAUCCCAUGUUCCCAGAAAAAGCAGGAAUUCCAGGGAAUCCCGGAGCAGCGCUCCCUUCCCGAGAAAUUCCCAACCCUGGAGCAGCCGGGCCUGUGGCAGAAGUAG